UUUGGAGGGGGACAAGACCACAAGACAUGCAUAACUCUCCCAGGAUGAUCAUCCAAGGGUCCUCCAAUUCUUGUUUUCGCAGUGGGCCACAAGGGAUAUCAAUUUAUGGUGUUUCUGAUCAAGAUGUUGUUUCUUCUUCUUCUAUUCAAGCUGCUACUUCAGCCCCGGAUACUCAUUCCAGUUCUUUCUUAUAUAAUCUGUCAAUUCUCAAAGACAAGGUUCAUCAGGUGCAAUCUUUGGCUAGCACGUUCAUUUCCUCUGAUCAUAAUCAACCUCCCGAGUCAACGCCCAUAGCUGUAGCUAGCAUGGGUACGUUGAUUCAAGAAAUUAUUAUUACUGCAUCCUCUAUGAUGUUCGCUUGUCAACAGGUGUCUCUUGGAGCUGGAGGGCCUUCAGGAAAUAAUAAUAGGACUAGUUCAAAUGAAUUGUACCACCACCACCACAGCCAGAGCCACGGCCACGGCCAUGGACACGGACACCACCACCAGCGUGUUAAGGUCCCCGAGUUGCCGGUGGCUCAACAAAAUUGUGGAGGCAAUCGCGUUACGCAUUUUGGAGAAGAUAGAGGUCAGGGUUUUUAUGCAAAUGAUGCGCUUGAUAAUUGGUAUGGUGACAGCUAUAAUACUAAUAAUUGUAGCACAAAUUAUACUAAUACUAGAACAAGUAGUGUUACGGUUAGCAACCAUAAUAAUGAAGUUGGAGUUGGAAGAAGGGAACUACUGUCUCAAAAAGGUGAAGCUAGCGGAGAAUUAGAGAAGCUUUCACCAAAAAGCUAUGAUAUUGUGGAAUUGGAUGCUGCUGAUUUAUUAGCAAAGUAUACACACUAUUGCCAAGUUUGUGGUAAAGGGUUCAAAAGGGAUGCCAAUUUGAGAAUGCAUAUGAGGGCUCAUGGGGAUGAAUACAAGUCUACCGCUGCUUUGAGCAACCCUCUAAAGAACAACUUGGGUGCUAAUGGAAAAGAUCAAGAAGGCUUGCCAAAAUUGCCUAGGAAAUAUUCAUGCCCCCAUGAAGGCUGCAGAUGGAAUAAGAAACAUGCCAAGUUUCAGCCCUUGAAGUCCAUGAUUUGUGUGAAGAAUCAUUACAAGAGAAGCCACUGUCCCAAGAUGUAUGUUUGCAAACGUUGCAGCAGGAAGCAAUUCUCGGUGCUGUCCGACCUGAGAACUCAUGAGAAGCACUGUGGGGAUCUCAAAUGGCAGUGCUCUUGUGGCACCACAUUUUCCAGGAAAGAUAAGCUCAUGGGACAUGUUGCUUUGUUCGUGGGACAUACUCCGGCUAUUAGUUCUUUGGCAAAGAUGGGGAAAGCUGAUCAGAAUGCUGCACAAAUGCAACUAGAUGAUAGAUGAAGCGGCUACAUAUGAUGUCGAUGUUUCAGAGGUAGUUACAGAUAAAUCGUUGCCUUCAUACAUAUACUGUUCAAGUGGCCAGGACCUCUUCUUAUAUUGUUUAAUGGAAUCUUGGCCAUGAUGAUCGAUACAGCUACUGGGGAGCAGAACUCCAGAAAUAUUCAGGAAUCAACAGAAAUAAGUUCCUGCCAUGCAGGCCAGAAUCAUUACUAGAUUAAACUGUAGUUAUUUCAAUCUAUAUCGACAUUGAGUCGGAAUAAAAAUCGAACGUGACUAACUUUUUCUUGAUCAUCGGAGAAGGGAAUUCAACAUUUUUAUAUCUUGUUCCCUAGCGUCAUCGACUAAGAAUUGGGUGAGAAAUUUACAUCAAA
This is a messenger RNA of Coffea arabica (coffee), 1714 nucleotides long. RefSeq names its product protein SENSITIVE TO PROTON RHIZOTOXICITY 2-like. Lineage: Eukaryota; Viridiplantae; Streptophyta; Magnoliopsida; Gentianales; Rubiaceae. The record is from RefSeq and is a predicted model, not a curated record. Gene Ontology annotation, biological process: response to aluminum ion; response to acidic pH.